Messenger RNA from Anopheles funestus (African malaria mosquito), 5913 nucleotides. It is a transcript of the gene flfl, whose product is annotated as serine/threonine-protein phosphatase 4 regulatory subunit 3. The record is from RefSeq and is a predicted model, not a curated record. The transcript is spliced from 10 exons. Gene Ontology annotation, biological process: protein dephosphorylation; DNA damage response. Lineage: Eukaryota; Metazoa; Arthropoda; Insecta; Diptera; Culicidae. Bases 1451 to 4843 code for a protein of 1130 amino acids. Gene Ontology annotation, cellular component: nucleoplasm; protein phosphatase 4 complex. Gene Ontology annotation, molecular function: protein phosphatase activator activity.
UUCCAUACGAAUAUCCUCCCUACCCGGUCAUACGUUCUAGCUUAAUAGAACAUGAGCUGAACAGAAUUGGGAUCAUACCGACAACUACCGAUAAACUUUGUGCUUUCCUACCAAUAACGAGGAAAAUAAUCUGGUCACUCUGGCAGUGUGCUGACUGUGGAAUUCGAUCGAGCUAGAAUCGAGCAGUGAAUGCAAAAAGCUGAAACCAAAGCGCUGCAGUAGGCGAAAACGAGAAGAAAUCCAAUAUGGCGGUGUAAAUGUUGUGAUAGCCAGAUUCGCGAGUUUUAAAACGGAAAAGAAACCAGAACCAGAAUUCGUGAAAUCAAUCUGCCGGCGUGAGUUAAACGACGAGCCAAGCAGCAAACACCGAGGCUAUUGGCAUACCGUUGUUGUUCCAGUGCACCACGCAACGGAAAAGAAUUUGUAAAGCAAUACAGCAGGGAAAAGUGAGCAGGUAGCAUAAGAGAGCAUCCAAGGUGAGUUUUUUUUCCCCCGAACGGUACGUCCUCGUUGGCACCCGUUUCGCGAAAGGACGUCCGUUUUGGUGGUGAAACGCGCAAUCAAACAAAGGACAAGUGUGCGAGUAUUUCCCGGGAACCGAACUGCAUACGGCGUACUAGCUCUAGCGGCCGGCCUGAGGAUAGCGGCCGGGUUCAUCCGGAGUAGUGCGUCUGCCGUUGCCGAGGUCGAGCGCACGUAGUGACGUUUCAUGGCAAACAUCGAUUUUACCAUUGUUGCGAGUGUUGUGCAGUGAUUUUGAACGCGUGUCACCACAUAAGCUGCUGUGGUUUGGUUAUAGAUACGAUAAACGGAUGUGACAAUACGACGACAAAGUGACGAAUGUGUGUACGUUUGUAUGUGUGUAUCGCCGUUCAUAACAAAUAAUACGCUUUUGGACCCUAGCGAGAGCGACUAAGAACAGGAACAAGUCCCAUCGGGAAAAAAAGAUUUAUCUGCUUACAUUUCCGAAAGAGAUAUACCUACAUUCGAUCAUCUUGCUAAGGAUAAUUGAUUCCGCAACGUUGUAAAGGGCACAGUAACGAAGUAAACGAACGCAUCCAGUGCAGUUGAAACGGCAACAAUUGAUUACAGCGAGAAACUCGUUGACAGCAAAAUACUGAAGAAACGAAGGAAAAAACCUUCCUCCCUUUCUACCUUUGAUUAUUGCACCAACCGGCAACAGGAGCUGCAUCGACAGGUGCAAAGAAACAAACGCCGCGGUACCGAUCGACAGCAGCGCAACCUUAGUAGGCAGCUUCGGCAGCAGCAACGUAGCAACCGUCAACAGCGGGCAGUUGACACAAACGCUGAAGAGCAAGUGGGUUGUAGUAGCAAUAUAGGCAAUAACAGUACCAAGCGUCUAGGUUCGAACUCGAAUUGCUGCAGAAGAAACGGGAGAAAUCAUAGUAACGGCCCAGUGCAGUACAGUGUUAACAGCAGUCGACGCAACAUGACAACCGACACGAGAAGGCGCGUUAAGCUAUACGCGCUGAAUGCAGAUCGCCAGUGGGAUGAUCGAGGAACGGGCCAUGUCACAUCCAGCUAUGUCGAUCGCGUCAAAGGUGUGUCACUCCUCGUGCAUGCAGAGAACGAUGGAUCCAUGCUGUUAGAAAGCAAGAUCCAUCCGGACACAACAUAUCACAAACAACAGGACACACUCAUCGUCUGGAGCGAGGGUGAUAAUUUUGAUUUGGCACUCAGCUUCCAAGAAAAGGCGGGAUGCGACGAAAUAUGGGAGAAAAUUUGUCAGGUGCAAGGGAAAGAUCCUUCCGUAGAAAUCACGCAAGAAUCGGUCGAAGAAUCGGAAGACGAGCGGUUCGAGGAUAUGUCCGAUUCGGCACCACCGAUAGAACUUCCACCUUGCGAGCUCAGUCGGCUGGAGGACAUUUCGGAGGUAAUCGCCAGCGCACUGACUUCGGCAAUCCGAAAGGAUAAGUUGGCCCAGGCAAUCGAAUCGGAAAACUACAUCAAAAAGUUGCUCAGUUUGUUUCGCGUUUGCGAAGACUUGGACAACCAGGAAGGAUUGCACUAUUUGUACGAGAUCUUCAAGAACAUCUUCCUGCUGAAUAAAAAUAGUCUGUUUGAGAUUAUGUUCGCCGAGGAUACGAUAUUUGAUGUGGUUGGAUGUCUCGAGUACGAUCCGUCCGGCAAUCCACCGAAGAAUCAUCGUCAGUAUCUGCGCAAAUUGGUAAAAUUUCGCGAAGCAAUACCGAUUCGCAACACAGAUCUGCUGGCAAAGAUACACCAGACGUUCCGGGUACAGUACAUACAGGAUAUCGUACUGCCGACGCCGUCCGUCUUUGAGGACAACAUGUUGAACACGUUAUCAUCGUUCAUCUUCUUCAACAAGGUGGAAAUUGUGACACUCAUCCAAGAGGACGACAAAUUUCUGGACGAUUUGUUCGCGCUGCUGACGGAUUCACAAACGCCCGAUUCGAAACGGCGCGAUAGUAUUCUCUUUCUGAAGGAGUUUUGUAACUUUGCGCAGUACUUGCAGCCCCAGGGCAAGGAAACGUUUUUUAAGACCCUCAUCAGCCUCGGUGUACUUCCGGCGCUCGAAAUAACGCUGGCCAUUAACGAAAAGCGAACAAAAGCCGCAUCAAUCGAUAUCCUUUCAACGAUAGUUGAAUAUUCGCCGUCCGUUGUGCGGGACUACACACUGCAACAGUACAAUAAUUCCGAUUCCGACGAGGACCAAACGUUGAUCAACAUUGCGAUUGAGCAGUUGCUUUCCGACUCGGAACCGGAGGUGGGUGGUGCUGUACAGUUGAUUACCGUGUUGCGAAUUCUGCUAGAUCCAGAAAACAUGCUAAGUUCGGCAAACAAGUCCGAAAAGUCGGAUUUUCUUAACUUCUUCUACAAGCACAGUAUACAGACGUUAAUUGCUCCACUCUUGCGACACACGCAAUCGGAUAAGCCGACUAACGAGGACUACCAUGUGGUUCAGCUGCUAAGCGUGGUGUUGGACAUUCUGUCGUUUUGUGUAGAACAUCACACCUACCACAUCAAAAACUGUAUCAUCAAUAAGGAUCUAUUGCGGAAGGUUUUGGUACUGAUGAACAGCGCGCACACGUUCCUCGUUCUGGGAGCACUCAGAUUUCUUCGCAAAAUAAUUUCAUUAAAGGACGAAUUUUACAACAGGCAUAUUGUGAAGGGGAAUUUAUUCGCUCCGAUUGUGGAGGCGUUUAUUCGCAACGACAGUCGUUACAAUCUGCUGGAGUCAGCUAUUUUGGAACUGUUCGAGUUCAUUCGACUAGAAGACAUUAAGUCGCUGUAUACGUACUUUGUGGAAAGCUUUGGCAAGUUCUUCGAGGACGUACAGUACGUUCAAACGUUUAAAACAUUGAAGGGCAAAUACGAUCAGCAGCAGGACCGACUGAAAGAAAAGGAAAAAGGAAAUUUGGAAAGUGUUCCAUCCAUUUUACGAAACAGUAACCGUUAUCGAAGGGACCAGCGACAGAUGGACGAGGACGAGGAAAUAUGGUUCAAUGAAGAGGAAGAUUAUGCUGAAAGUGCAGGUAAAUCGGGGACACCGGAGCUAGAGUCUACGAUCGGGAAAAUGUUCGAAAAAAAGGCUAUGGAAACAGCUAGUAACCUGAACGGUCCAAAGUACGGCAGUGGCGCAGUCUCAACGGCACAAUCGCAUCAGCUAUCGUCACAGAUGCAUGGAGGUGUGACGGCCACUGCAACGUCAGCCGAUGAUGUGGCAGCCACUUCGCACCUGCUAAACAUUAACAAUGGUACCGAGGGCAACGAUGAAAGCGGUAGCUCGGUAGCAUCUUCGGCUACUCAUCUGCAGUCUACAUCGCUCGAUCCAAACUGUCUUUCACAUGCAGUGGCGCAGGCUGCAGCUGUUGCGGCUGCUGCCGCGGCUGCGGCAGUAGCAAACAAUAAUGGCCUUCAGUCGACGUCUGCGGUUUCGGUUGAGCAUGUCAGUUCGCUAGGGGAAGUGAAUCACGACCAUCUGCACCAUAAAGAGCAUUGCGGGCUAGGGGGGGGAGAUGGUACCAACAGUGCAAAUCUGACGCCUGCUGACGAAUCCGCGCUAGACGAUGCCAACAGCCUGGUGGUGAGCGCGCUCGGUGAGAACGAUCUUUCAUCCGUGUAUCAACUGCAAUCAGCUUCUACUGUUUCGAGUUCGGUUGUUGGUGAUGGAGAAAGCAAUCCCGUCGCGAUCGCGCCCAAUCACAGCAGUAGUGCCUGUGAAACGACAACUUCCUCCACCUUGUCGUCCAUUCCGGUCACCGAAACGUGUUCCUCCUUUAACGACGCCACGGCGGCGCCUGACUGUGGGUCGAGUGCUGUAAAUGUUGAAAGUAGUGAUCUCGAUAAUAGUACGAUUGCUGUUGAUUGCAGUAGUUCGCUAGAAGGUGUCGAAUCUCUCGGUGGUAGUGUAGAGGAAACAACCUCCAAGCGAUUGUCCGAUCCGGCUCAUGGUACUGACACUGACAUUAGUGCUGGCGUGUCAAUGACCACGUUGGUCGAAGGCGAAAAUGAUGCCGAUGCAGAACAACAGCGAAACUCUGGGCAUGCUGGUGCGGAUAAAACGCGGGAAAAGUCGAACGAUGCUACCAGCGACGAAGCAAAUGACGCUGAAAUGGUGAACAUGCCUUCAUCGGUGUUAGCUACUCCCAUCUUGGACUCUGCACCUGCCGUAGAGCAACCGACAGUCGGCACGGCUGAUUCAUCGUUCCAGGCAAACCUGUCCUCCGCUUCUUCUACAAACACAACCAUGGCCAGUGGUUUGAAAAAGGGUCUCGUUGAUUACGAAGGUGAUUCCGAUGAAGAGGACGACGACGACGACAGCAGUAGUCCGGCACAAAAGAGGGCGAGAAUAGCAUAGCACCAUUCGACUUCAACUGCGCACCAUCCUUAUAAACAACGCCAUCAAUCAGCAUCAUCUGGGGCGGCGGAUAGCAUAACUAUGAAUAAUUUUAAAACUACUAUUAGAACCAACAUCCCUACUGCGACUGCGGCAGUAAUGGUGGUUAAUACUAAAAUGGCCCCCCAUAGUACCAUUGUUACGGUUGCUGCCAAUUCUGCGUCUCCCGAAGAAGAGGAAGAAGAAGCACGCUCAUCGCAUUCGUCAUGCGAACUUGAAAAGAAAAAGCGCAAGAUGGAAGAUUGCGAGGAUACUGGCGUACUGGCAAUGGAUAGAAUAGACUGUUCGAAUAUAAUGGAAAUAGAUAUUACUCCCACUACAACUAGUAACGAGCCGGCUGCUGUGGCCGGUAGCCGUGAAUCGAAUUGUGAGAACUGAGCAAGGAAAAUAGGUGAAGGGGAAGGAAGUGGAAGUGGGUUGUAAAGAAAAGCGGCUUUUUUGUCUCAUACAUACAACGCUAAACGUAAUAUUUGUACGCUAAUUCAGCAUAACCAUCAACCAUGCACAUGGUGAAGUAGGAGCGAAAUGAAUGAAAGAAUGAAAAGAAUGAUUUGGUUAUAUUCAUUUCACGCUUUUUUUCCGUUUUCCGUUUUAUGCGCCAGCGUUGUUGAGUAAAGAUGUACCGGAAUCAUUUUGGUGUCGUGGGAAGCAGAGCAUUCGGGGUUGAGAGAUUUACUCUUUUUUCGUUUAAUGAAAUGUACACAGGCAAAUGAAGAAUUCACUCAUCAUGUACAGUUAGUAAUCGGACAUAUUUUUUAAUACGAACAUGCUACGCUAACAAGAAAUAAUCAGUAAUAGAUAAAGUAUCAGGUCUGUACAUUCUUUGGAUUGAAUAUGGUGGCACUGCUGUUGAUUUUAUGCAAAAAACAACAACAAAACUGCUGUGUUUUCGAUUGUUUCGAAGAUCGUUUACAUAUUAUGGACUUAGUAGGGGAUAGACGUCCGUUUAUUUUUAUUAUUGCCAGAGGGGGCAAGCGCAUGUUCAAACAGGUAAUCAGAACAAAAGCUAUAAAGCAAGGUAUGGAAAAAUG